Messenger RNA from Penicillium nucicola, 1011 nucleotides. RefSeq names its product 3-methyl-2-oxobutanoate hydroxymethyltransferase. Gene Ontology annotation, molecular function: 3-methyl-2-oxobutanoate hydroxymethyltransferase activity; magnesium ion binding. Gene Ontology annotation, cellular component: mitochondrion. The transcript has 2 exons. Gene Ontology annotation, biological process: pantothenate biosynthetic process. The coding region runs from base 1 to 1011 and encodes 336 amino acids. The record is from RefSeq and is a predicted model, not a curated record. Lineage: Eukaryota; Fungi; Ascomycota; Eurotiomycetes; Eurotiales; Aspergillaceae.
AUGGCUUCCAAACUAAGCCAUCUGCGUCCUGCGCUAUACUUCCGAGCAGUCCCUGCACGCAUCUCCGCACCUCGGACAUGCCUCGCCCAAUAUAGCUCCCACUCCCCCAUGGGAUCAACAACAACCACCCGCAAGAAAGUCACCAUCCAAACCCUCCGCAAUCUCUACAAAAAGAACGAACCCAUCACAGUCCUCACAGCAUCUGAUUUCCCCAGCGGCCAUGUCGCCGACACAGCCGGUAUGGAGAUCGUCCUUGUGGGGGAUAGUCUUGCUAUGGUAGCCAUGGGCAUGGAAGAUACAAAUGAAGUCACCAUGGACGAGAUGCUCCUGCACUGCCGCAGCGUGAACCGAGCUGUGAAGAGUGCCUUUACCAUCGCCGACCUCCCAAUGGGCUCAUACGAAACAAGCCCCGAAAAAGCCCUCACAUCCGCCAUCCGCAUGAUAAAAGAAGGCGGCAUGCAAGGCAUAAAACUAGAAGGCGGAGCCGAGAUGGCACCAACCAUCAGCAAGAUCUCAACAGCCGGAAUCCCCGUCAUGGCACACAUAGGACUAACGCCGCAACGGCAGCACAGUCUCGGCGGGUUCCGCGUGCAAGGCAAAUCCGUCAGCGGCGCGGUGAAACUGCUCACGGAUGCCUUGGCUGUGCAGAAGGCCGGGGCGUGCAUGGUUCUGAUCGAAGCCGUGCCGCCUGAGAUUGCGGCUAUUGUGACAUCCAGGCUGAGCGUGCCUACUAUUGGGAUUGGGUCUGGGAAUGGAUGUUCUGGGCAGGUUCUUGUUCAGGUUGAUAUGUUGGGGAAUUUCCCUGCGGGCAGGUUUUUGCCCAAGUUUGUGAAGACUUAUGGGGAUGUUUGGGGCGAGGCGAGACGCGGCAUUGAGGCUUACCGGGAGGAGGUUAAGAGUCGGGCUUUUCCUUCUGCGGAAUUUACUUAUGGGGUUGAUAAGGAGGCUUUGGCGGAGUUUGAGAAGAUUGUUGAGGGAAUGUCUGUUGACGAGGGGUAUGAUAGAGUUUGA